Messenger RNA from Aspergillus affinis, 669 nucleotides. It is a transcript of the gene maiA, whose product is annotated as maleylacetoacetate isomerase MaiA. Gene Ontology annotation, molecular function: glutathione transferase activity; maleylacetoacetate isomerase activity. The coding region runs from base 1 to 669 and encodes 222 amino acids. The transcript has a single exon. Gene Ontology annotation, biological process: glutathione metabolic process; L-phenylalanine catabolic process. The record is from RefSeq and is a predicted model, not a curated record. NCBI's taxonomy places the organism in Eukaryota, Fungi, Ascomycota, Eurotiomycetes, Eurotiales, Aspergillaceae. Gene Ontology annotation, cellular component: mitochondrion; cytoplasm.
AUGCCCCAAAUAACCCUCUACACCUACUUCCGCUCCUCCUGCUCCGCUCGUCUGCGCAUCGCCCUCGCCCUCAAAAACCUCCCCUACACAGCCAUUCCGAUCAACCUCCUAAAAGACGAACAGCACUCCACCACCAACACCACUCUCAACCCCUCCGCCACGGUGCCCACCCUCCUCAUCAAAUCAGAAAACAACACAGUCAAAAUUACCCAGUCUCUUGCCGCCCUUGAAUACCUCGACGAGACCUUCCCCGACACCGCCUCCUCACUCCUCCCACCAACCAGCGACCCCUCCGCGCGCGCACUCGUCCGAACCCUCUCCCACAUCAUCGCCUGCGACGUCCAGCCCGUCACGAACCUGCGAAUCUUAAAGCGCGUGGCGCCGCUGGGCGUCGACCGCGGUGCGUGGUCAAAGGAGUUAAUCGAGGACGGUUUCCGGGCGUACGAGGCGAUUGCGGAAAAGUCGGCCGGGAGGUUCAGUGUUGGGGAUGAGGUGACCAUGGCCGAUGUGUGCUUGAUUCCGGCGGUUUGGGGCGCCCAGAGAGUUGGCGUUGAGUUGGAGAGGUAUCCGACAAUUGAUAGGGUUGCGAGGGGCUUGGAGGAGGUGGAGGCGGUCAAGUUGGGACAUUGGAGGAAUCAGGAGGAUACGCCGGAGGAGUUUAGGGUUUGA